This is a messenger RNA of Lytechinus variegatus (green sea urchin), 2413 nucleotides long. RefSeq names its product sulfotransferase 1C4-like. Gene Ontology annotation, molecular function: sulfotransferase activity. The coding region runs from base 210 to 1121 and encodes 303 amino acids. The record is from RefSeq and is a predicted model, not a curated record. Gene Ontology annotation, cellular component: cytoplasm. NCBI's taxonomy places the organism in Eukaryota, Metazoa, Echinodermata, Echinoidea, Temnopleuroida, Toxopneustidae. The transcript has 6 exons. Gene Ontology annotation, biological process: sulfation.
CAGACAAGCUUUGUGCGAGGCUUUAUAAGGCGACGAAAGCAAGCAAAGCUUGAACGUACGCUGAUCCCAAAGGUCAGAAAUCCGGAGCAGUUUUGUAUGCUGUGUACAACCAGCGUGCACGUGAACUUCAUUAUUCUUGAAUUUUGUUUUCAGGAAUGAUUUGAUAUCUUUUUUUUUUACUCACUUAACUAUCGCUAUCUAAACUUAACAUGGGGGAUGCCCCAUACUUCAAAGGUCAGCAUGAAUAUAAAGGAAUCGUGUACCCUAAUGUCGUCUUGGAUUCCAGUAUCGAACGACUUAAGUCUUUUCAAGUGCGAGACAGUGACAUCUGGAUUUUGACUUUCCCCAGAGCCGGUACACAUUGGAUGAUGGAGAUUAUUGGCCUUAUUCUCAGCGGUGGUGACCCAGACAAAACAGACCGAUCUUUAUACUGCAGUACUGUAGAGAUGAUCAACUUAGAUCAACAUUUCCCUCAAACCAAAGAAGAAGAGAAGCUUCACCCUCUCGACAUGUCCCCGUUCUUGGACGUUAUCGAGAGGGCGCCCUCCCCAAGAGUCAUGCUUACGCAUCUGCAGUUUAAUCUUCUACCACGUGACAUACUCAAAUCCAAGAUCGUCUAUCUGGCCCGUAAUCCGAAGGAUAUGAUAGUUUCGUGGUUCCAAUUCGCUGGGAAGAACCCGGCCAUUCCAUUGACCAUGGAUAGUGCGAUUGAACAGUUCGUCACUGACAAAAUGCAAUGGGGUCCAUGGCCAGUACAUGUUCGUACGUUCUGGGAGCUAAAAGAUCACGAGAAUGUCACUUUUCUUUUCUAUGAGGAUUUGAAGAAGGAGCCAGCAAAAUACAUUGAGAAAAUCGCCAAUGGUAUUGGUCACCCUCUGUCGGUAGAGGUUCUACAAAAAGUGGUAAACUUUAGCCACAUUGACUCACAGAAAGCUACUUUCAAGAAAUUGGAGGACACUGGAAAAGUAAACUAUGUAAAAUCAUCCGGCGCGUAUGCUUUCCUUAAUAAAGGAGUAAGUUUUCGUUGGAAAGAAUUCUUCACUGUGGCGCAGAACGAGGCCUUCGAUGAAUGGUAUCAAAAUAGGAUGGUUGACACCGAUCUCAAGUUUACAUUUGAAUGAUUAAGAACGGACUCUAAUUCAUUAUUAUUAUUAUUAUGGAAUCUGAAUGCAAAUCUGGAAGCUAAUUUUGGAAUGAAUUUCGAUGACAUACUUUCAUUAAAGCCGUUUUCGGUUACAAAUAUUUCGAGAACUUAAACAGAACAUUAUCGGUCAGCCGACCUGAAACCAUUGUUACAAUGGUGACUCGUCAUUUUUUUCAAAACAAGAUGCAGGAAUGAAGGAAAGACAGUCCCAUUCAUUAGUAUGGUCCGCCAAAAGUUUCAAAUGGAAAAACAGUAAAGGAAAUAUAUUAGUAAUGGUCAUCAUUGACUAUCAUCGAGAUCAUAAAAUGGGUCGGACAUACGCCAAUCAAGCUGAAUGAAUGGGGAUCGAUCGCAAUGAUUGACAUCACUUAACAAUUAAAGAUACAUAUCCAACAUAACCAUACAGUUGUAAUCAUCGUUUUUUAGUCAGCAAGUAGUGCUUGAUUUCAUUUUUAAAGAAAAUCCGUACGUAAUCGAUUACAAACUAUUACUGAAUAUCCCUAUUAUACAUGGAUUAAAAAUUAUUCAAUUAACGUUAUUUGCCGUUUCAAAACCAUGCGGAAGAUAUUUGAAUAAACCUUCUAUUUUGUUACAGUAUAAAUAUUCCUACUAAAGAAUGCCUUGAAGGCAUACACAGAGAAGAAAUCGACUGGAUCCUGUUCGAGGUUAUUCCACUCCUAAAUGUUCUUAGGAAGAAGGAAGAGGCAUAGGUCUGAUGGCUGCUGCAAUGUUGUGUCCUUGAUCGAGAUCCGGGGACCGUUUCAUCAACAUGUUUGCCCGACAGGUUGUCAGAUCUGAAAACUUUCCUUGAACCUGAUUGGCUAGAAGGUACUGUUAUCAUGGGAAGUGUCGGAUAAAACGUCCGACAAAUCCUUCAUGAAACGCUGUUGUUGUUGACAGCUCACUGAAGGACUACAAGGUGAUAUCAACUAUAGGUUGAAGCAGAUACGAUACACUGUACGGCAUAUCAAUUAAAGGCGGCUGUGAAGGCGUCUGGUGUGCAAUAAUGGCCACUUCAGGUUUUCAAGCAUGGCUGUUACGCUGGAUGUUCGGUUGAAGUCACAGUUUACGUAGCGUGCACACCUUCGUUGUACCAUUUGGUUGCACCAUUUCAAUCUUGUUGACGUUCCUCUGUGUGUGUGUGUGUGUGUGCGUCCCAUGCUGUUCCAGCAUAUUCCACCACUUGGUGUAUAGUGGUGUGACCAUAUUUCGCGCGUUACCUUAUUUUGCGCACUUUCGCACAUCCAAAAAGUAAUGAAAAUCUGAUGA